Messenger RNA from Pogona vitticeps (central bearded dragon), 912 nucleotides. The record is from RefSeq and is a predicted model, not a curated record. Lineage: Eukaryota; Metazoa; Chordata; Lepidosauria; Squamata; Agamidae.
AUGAAGAAUCAUACAUCUGUAUCCACUUUUCUGCUCCUGGAAUUCUCAGAGGUCCGAGAACUUCAGAUCUUACAUUUCUUUGUAUUUCUAGCAUUGUAUCUCACAGCAGUAACAGGAAAUCUUCUCAUCAUCAUUGCCGUCACCAUGGAUUACCAGCUGCACACACCCAUGUACUUCUUCCUAUUGAACCUGGCCAUUCUGGACCUUGGCUCAGUUUCAGCCAUAGUCCCUAAAUCAAUGGUUGUGUCCCUUAUGAAUGACAGGUCCAUUUCUUAUUUUGGAUGUGUUGCUCAACUUUUAUUUUAUUUCUAUUUUGCAACAUUGGAUUUUAUUAUCUUAACCAUAAUGGCACAUGAUCGCUACAUCGCAAUCUGCAACCCACUUGAGUAUGAGACUAUUAUGAAUGAAAGAAACUGCCUUGAGAUGGUGGCCACUGGAUGGAUAUUUAGUGUCUUUUAUGCCACAUUGCACACAUGUGCCACCUUUGCAAACACCUUCUGUACUAAUAGUAUCAAUCAGUUCUUCUGUGAAAUUCCACAUUUGUUAAAGGCUUCUUGUUCCAAUAUUUACUUAGUUGAAGUUGGAUUUCUUGCACUAAGCUGUGGUGUAGCACUAGGAUGUCUUAUCUUCAUUAUUGUAACAUACGUGAUGAUCUUUCUGGCAGUGCUGAGAAUCCCAUCUGUUCAUGGGCAGAAAAAGGCUCUCUCUACUUGUAUUCCUCACCUUACUGUUGUCUCUCUGUAUGUGUUAACUGGAAUCUUUGCCUAUGUAAUACCCCCUCAUGAUUCUUCUUCUUUUUUGGAUAUGGCUUUUUCUGUGACAUACUCCAUAAUUGCUCCCACACUCAAUCCAUUCAUCUAUAGUAUGAGAAACAAUGAGAUCAAGGCUGCCUUGUGGAAACUUUUAAAAUAG